This is a messenger RNA of Trichoderma harzianum CBS 226.95, 2679 nucleotides long. RefSeq lists its product as hypothetical. The coding region runs from base 1 to 2679 and encodes 892 amino acids. The record is from RefSeq and is a predicted model, not a curated record. Gene Ontology annotation, cellular component: cytoplasm. The transcript is spliced from 3 exons. Lineage: Eukaryota; Fungi; Ascomycota; Sordariomycetes; Hypocreales; Hypocreaceae.
AUGAGUUCAAGCUCAAUCAAGAACGGAUCAUCGUCGAGGUUGACCCAGGCGCCAUCCAACCAGUCUCUGCUACUGGAGAAGGUGAAUGCUAGGACAUCGACCCCAGAUUCCGAAGCGCUAGCAAGCUCCGAAGACGAAGGCGAUCACCGCCACGAAGCAUCUCAAUCCCUUGCGCAGCCCGUGAAGCCUGUUCGCCGGGCCUCUUGGUUGAACGAUACAUCUGCACCUCUCAGCCGACCUCGGAAGGGAUCAUUUGCGAGCAAUUCAAUGUCUCCCACCACAUCACACCCCAGCACCCCGUCCAUCGAAACUGGGGCGAGUGCUUGGGGAUCUCAUUCUACUUCUUCCGUCAUGGCCCGCGCCCCUGGCUCAAACUUCCCCUGGGGGACUGGCAUCUGGAAUAACGAUCGGAAAGAUCCUCCGGCAAGGCUCAGUGAGGUUCUUCCAUCUCCCACUUCGACAGUCCCUCCUGGGGCAGGAAGCAACUCCUUCUUUGGCCCAGAUCCUUCUGGCCUAACCCCAACUUCCUCUGCAGCUCGCGAACCGGGCACCAACUCGCAGAUUCCCUUUCCCAUUCCGCUGCACCCUACACCAAAAACUUACCGUUCGCAGUCGUAUUCUGCUGGACAAUUGGAUCCUGAGACGUCACCCGGCUCUGGCAUGAGCUCUUCCACCGUCAUUGGCCGAGCCCGCUAUCCUACUCUCCAACACCGACCAUCACGGCCUAGCAUGCUCAGUGAGAUGGCGAGUGAUGGAACCAUGCUUGGAAAAGUCAAGGAGGUGGAAGACGAUGACGACGAGAACUCCUCUGAAUCGCUUCAAGGCUCGUUCCAUCAGAGUGCCGAGUCCAAGACUAUCGAAAUGCUUGCGCGAGAGAAUGCCAUGCUCAGACAGCAACAACAACAGCAACAGCAGCAACAGCAGCAACAGCAGCAGCAAUACGGUUCUAGAAUUCGACAACGUGGCGCUCCCGGAUCCUACCAUGGCAACGGAUACCCUCUUCGCGAGUAUGUUCCCGAGGAGGGAGAAUAUGCCAUCGAUGAGCUCGACGAAACGAAUGACGGCGAAGCCAUGGCCAGACGAGCCACUGAUAGGAGAAUGAGCGAGUUUGGUACCACCGGACCGUAUCGCGGCCCUAUGGGCUUUGAGCAACGCAAAGAAAUGCCCUCCUUGAAAAAGGCUCUCUGGUCCAGCUCCCCGAGCUUCUUUGCAAACGACUUUUCUCAGAGCAGACGCCACUCCUUCGCCAACAUGCCCACACGACAGGGCUCUAUCAGCUCGAUUGCCGAUUCUGUGGCUACGUUGGAGGCACCUAAUCCUGAUAAUCAGCUCAACCAGGGGUACCCAUCACCAUUAGGAUAUUCAGACAACGCAGCUUUUGGAAGCUCAAGCAAUGCCAAUUUCUUCCCCGGAAGCAGCAACAUGGCUGGCUCUAUCCCCUCGGCAUUUGGCAACCCCUACAUGUCCCAGUAUGGAAUGCACAACCAAUUCUCGAAUCGUCCACCGUCCCCUCAUCGCAGCGUGUACAGUGUGGGCCAGCCAAGACACAAUCAGCUUCUGCAUGUCGUCCUAUUCAAGUGUGCUAGGGCAGACGUAUUUUACAUCCAGGAAGGAACUGGACUCACCGUCAAGCCUGGCGACUUGGUCAUUGUAGAGGCCGAUCGAGGCACUGACCUGGGAACCGUUGCACGCGACAAUGUCGAUUGGCAGACAGCCAAGGAGCUCAAGGAGCAUUAUGCAGAGGAGCAAUACAAGUGGUUGAUGAUGUAUUCCCAAAACGCAGCUGCUGCUCAGGAAGGCUCUGGUGCCGGCCUCUUGGCUUCGUCCAAUGGCCUCCAGGGCAGCGCCAUUGGCGGCAUGGGACCGCCAAAUCAGCACCACAUGCAGGAGCCAAGCGCCGGUGAGCUGCGCCCAAAGCUCAUCAAGCGGCUUGCUCAGAACCACGAGAUCCAUUCUCUGCGGGAUAAAGAAGGCCAAGAGGCCAAGGCAAAAAGAGUGUGCAUGCAAAAGGUGAAGGAGCAUGGUCUUAACAUGGAAAUUCUCGACGCUGAAUUCCAAAUGGACUGGAAGAAGUUGACCUUUUACUACUUUGCCGAUUCUUACAUUAAUUUCAACUCGCUUGUCACGGACCUCUUCAAGAUUUACAAGACUCGCAUCUGGAUGUCUGCGAUCAACCCGGCCUCAUUUGCUAGUCCCACUCUGGGAAUCCAGGCUCCUAGCGGAGUUGGACCAGGUGCUGUUGGCGUUGGCCGUGGUGCAAACGCAAACGAGCGUCGCCAGAAUCCAGUCUCGCAACAGGAACAGCAAUCCCAGGUCUUUGCAGGCGCCGCGCAAGGUCGGGGACUGCGAUCUGGCUAUGCUCAGCCUCAGCUGGCUGCGGAUAGGCAGGCCCCUUCGGCCACCGGAUUCCCGCCUUCCAACUACGCAUAUGGCUCUGCAGGUGCCUUUGGAAAUGCGCGAAUGAAUGGCGGUGCCUACACCUUGGGCAUUAACCAGGGCAUUGAUCCCUUUGCCAGCGCCGGAUUCCCUCAGUCGGGUGACCUGCAAUCGAUCCGCCAACGAUUUCCCACCUCUCAAACCAUGCCGUCUCCUGGGCCGCACUCCCAAGGCGUGACUGCAAUCUCACCCUCCAACGAAUGGACCGCUAGCUUCCAAGGUCUUUCGCUCAACACUCACUAA